UCUCUGGUUAUUCGGAAUUAAUAUGUUGAUGUCGAUCACUUACUGGUUAGUUUUGUUCCUUUCAUGGAACUCUUACGGAUCCUUGGCCAAUGACUCUUCGGUGUGUCUUUUGCACGACCAGCCCAACCAAUGUGGAGCAUUCUGCCUGCAGGCGCUAAGACCGAUGAUCGAUCACAUGGCUUUUCACCAGAGGAAGCUGAAUGAGACGCAAGCGAAGCUGGACAGAAUGGAGGGUCAGCUAUCUAAGCUGGACAGAAUGGAGGGUCAGCUAUCUAAGCUGGACAGAAUGGAGGGUCAGCUAUCUAAGCUGGACAGAAUGGAGGGUCAGCUAUCUAAGCUGGACAACCUGCAGACAAAACUGGAGGCGAUUGAAAGACAACUGUCAGCGAUGCAAGAAUUACCAUCCAAAGCGAAAAAGGAACCCAUAAAUACGCAUCUGUACGAACGGAUUGGCUCGAAAUGGAUUUACGUCGAACGCAAAAAUUGUCGAAAUUGGGAGCAAGCUGAAGCGUUCUGCCGUGGGAUAAACGGUCACCUGAUCACAAUCCAGAACGACUCCGAACUGAGAGCCGUGGGUGAAAAGUUGCUUGGAUACGCUGACUACUGGCUGGGGAUCAAUGACGUGGCCAAGGAGGGCGAGUUUGUGUCCGUGGCUUCCGGGAAGCCAGCUCCCUUUCUCAAGUGGGAAUACUUGCAACCCGACAACUGGAACGGAAAACAGAACUGCGUACUUAUCCGUACCGGCAAAAUGUACGACAGCGACUGCAGGAGUUAUAAACUUUUCAUUUGCGAGGCGACUUUUGAUUAAAAGAAGUUGUGUGGUUAUAAUAA
Drosophila ficusphila is the source of this 831-nucleotide messenger RNA. RefSeq names its product C-type lectin domain family 3 member A-like. The record is from RefSeq and is a predicted model, not a curated record. Gene Ontology annotation, cellular component: external side of plasma membrane. The coding region runs from base 23 to 808 and encodes 261 amino acids. Gene Ontology annotation, molecular function: carbohydrate binding. Gene Ontology annotation, biological process: biological process involved in interspecies interaction between organisms. NCBI's taxonomy places the organism in Eukaryota, Metazoa, Arthropoda, Insecta, Diptera, Drosophilidae. The transcript has a single exon.